CGCUAAAACACUUCAAAAAUAUCACAAGUUUGGGUGCCCAAGUAAACGUAUCAGCUGUGCUAUUUUCGUUGGGCGAGUCGAGUGUUCGCCCAAGCCAUGCUCAAAUCCAAACUCCUAAAGCCGCCGCCGCCGCCGCCGCCUUCCUAUGCUUCUCCUUCUCGCCACCGGCACCACCGUAUCCUCUCUCUGCUCAAGCAAUGCACCACCCUCCGCUGCUUCAAGCAGAUCCACGCCCACAUGCUCACCCUCGCCGUCCGCAAGCCCAACGACCUCCUCGCCAGGCUCCUCCUCCUCGGCGACCUCCCCUACUCCCUCCUCCUUUUUUCCCAGAACCCCCGCCCCAACGACUUUUCCUUCAACCUCGUGAUCCGCGCCCUUGUCACUCUCUACUCACGCUUUCCUCUCGCCCUCGAGUUCUACCUCCGCAUGCUCCGCUCCGGCCUCCGGCCCGACCACUACACCUUCCCCUUCGUCCUCCUCGCCGCCGCCAACCUCCAGUCCUUGUACCACGGCCUCUCCGCCCACGCCUCCAUCUUCAAGCUCGCCCUUCACGACGUCGACCACGUCCAGCACUCUCUGCUCACCAUGUACGCGCGGUGCGGCCAGGUGGGCCUCGCCCGCAAGCUGUUCGGUGAAAUCGCCGUGAGAGAUUCGGUCUCCUGGAAUUCGAUGCUUUCAGGGUACGCGAAGAUGGGUUGCGCCGGGGAGGCGGUGGAGCUGUUCCGGAGGAUGCGAUCAGAAGGACUGGUCGAGCCGGACGAGGUCACUCUGGUGAGUGUCUUGGCGGCGUGCGGGGACUUGGGGGACGUGAGUUUGGGCAUGUGGUUGGAGGAGCUGGUGGGGGAGUAUGGAUUGGUCCUGAACUCGUUUCUUGGGUCUUCAAUGAUUGAUAUGUAUGGUAAAUGCGGGGAUUUGGACUCAGCAAGGAGGGUUUUUGAUAGACUGGCAAAGAAGGAUUUGGUUGCAUGGAACGCAAUGAUCACAGGGUAUGCUCAGAAUGGUUUAUCGAAUGAAGCCAUUAAAUUAUUUCACACCAUGAGGAAGAAAGGGAUUGAACCUGACAAAAUCACAAUUGUAGGUGUUCUAUCAGCUUGCGCUUCGGUUGGGGCACUAGAGCUAGGCAUGUCCCUUGAUGCAUAUGCGUCAAGAAAUGACCUAUAUAAUAAUGUUUAUGUCGGAACAGCUUUGGUUGACAUGUAUGCAAAAUGUGGAAAUUUAGUUCGAGCUAUGGAAGUCUUCGAAAACUUGCCUCACAGGAACCUAUUCACAUGGAAUGCUAUCAUCUCUGCGUUUGCUUUCAAUGGGCAAGGCGAAGAGUCUAUUUCGUUGUUCUCCAGAAUGCUUGCUGAUAAGCAAGGGCUUCUGCCUGAUGAUAUUACCUUUAUAGGUUUACUUUCGGCAUGUGUACAUUCAGGCUUAGUGGAUGAAGGCCGUCGUUGGUUUGGUUUCAUGCAGUCAACGUAUGGAAUUGUUCCAAAGAUUGAGCAUUAUUCCUGCAUGGUCGACCUUUUUGCACGUGCUGGACUAUUGGAUGAAGCAUGGGAGUUCCUGGAGAAAAUGCCUCAAAAACCUGAUGCAGUUGCCUUAGGAGCUAUGCUUAGUGCUUGUCGCUAUCACAAGAAUGCUAAAAUAGGAGAGAAAAUUGCAAAGAGGAUCCUUGAAUUGGAGCCUUCGAACUCAGCAAACUAUGUCAUUUCUUCUAAAAUGUUUGCAGGCUCAAAGAGAUGGAAGGAUUCAGCCAGGAUGAUAGGGCUCAUGAGGGAGAGGGGCGUAGCGAAGACUCCUGGUUGCAGCUGGAUCGAGGUCAGUGACCGAGUCCAUGAAUUCCAUGCAGGUGACAGGAUGCAUCUCAGAGCUACAGAGAUUUUUGAUAUGAUUGACUUAGCAGUCGAUGAGAUGAAGAUGGAAGGUUACACUCCAAAGAUUGACUAAAUUAGCUGGUAUAGACCAAUACAUGAAGCAAUUGCUCUUUAGCGAAAGGUAAUCCUCAGGUUUUAGCCAUCCUAGAAAUUUUUAUCUGAAGGAAUAUGAUCUAUUUUGAUAGCUGAACUGGGUUAAUAUUUAACCUAGGUUCACAAUUACAGCAUUAAGGAUGAAAAGUGAACACUAUUCAUACUCUCACUAAGGAGCUUCAUGAGCAAGGGUGGCCUAUAUAGAACCUCAUCUUUAUUAGUGAGCAUGCCUGAAAGAGUUGUAGAGCAGCAACUGAUGUGGAAUUACUCUUGUUAUGUAAAUUAUAGAGGUAGCUGUUAUGCUACUAAUCAUUUGAUAUCAAAGAAAAUUGAAGCAUACCUGAAAGGCUUGAAACUGAUGGCUGCAAUGAGAUAAGAGAAUAAAAACUAUGCCCCUUGAAAUUCUAACUUCUGUUGCUGAUGAUUCAGAAAAAUCUCCUUGCUCCUUGACUUGGAUAAACAUCAUACUUGUGAUUUCCAGAAUUCAAAUUUGUGAUCACAUUCUUCGACUUGCAACUCGCAAAGUCCGCUGCCUCAGAGAUCAGAUCCACUACUUUCCCAGAAGGAUCCUAAACCUUACAUAACCCAAGAUUGUCUGAUACAAUGCCGCUUCAAUCAGAAUCUACUUAUCACCAUCAAGCAAGCACCUGUUACGUUUUUGUAGUUCUCUAACUUCAUUUUGCUGAGCAAGCUGCAAUGUGACUCUCCAAUUCUGGGGAUUUCUAACUUCAUUGGAGACGCAAGGACACCAACCAUGAGUUCCGCAAUCAUGCUUAUCGAUACAGCCACCUUGGCCGCUGAAGAAUAAGCAGGAUGGAAACGUAUGAGCAAUCUCAUGCAGACAAAUGGUGAGGGAGUGGUUUCUCAUGGCCAUGGAUUUUGGUUUCUUCUGUUCAUUUGGUUUUAGUUAUUUGUAUUCAUUUUAUCUUUAACAGUGGUAUAAACUUGUACAGUAGGUUUGAUAUAAGAGCUUGAUAUUUCUCAAAAGGUCAACCUAACAAUUCUUGCAGUACUAUUGGAGAUACAAUGAUAUAUGCACUAUUGGAGAUUCAGUC
Molecule: messenger RNA, 3007 nt
Organism: Zingiber officinale
Lineage: Eukaryota; Viridiplantae; Streptophyta; Magnoliopsida; Zingiberales; Zingiberaceae
Product: pentatricopeptide repeat-containing protein At2g34400-like
Exons: 3
Coding region: 97-1932 (611 amino acids)
Biological process (GO): RNA modification
Cellular component (GO): intracellular membrane-bounded organelle
Molecular function (GO): RNA binding; protein binding
Source: RefSeq, a predicted model, not a curated record